UGCCGGUGCCGCUCCCCGCGUGCAGCCGCGCCACGUGACCGGCCGGGGGUCACGGCCGCCCGCCCGCCAGGAGCGGCCUCGUCCCGUCCGUCCCGUCCCGGGCGCUCCGGCCCCCCGGCGGCAAUGAGGGCGCUGCGCUGGGCGGCCCUGGCUGUGCGAGCGGCGGGCGGGAGGUGGGCGCCGCCCGUCCCCCGCCGCGGUCGCAGCGGCCCCGGUCCGCCCCCGCCGCGGGAGUGGGCGCUGUCGGUGAGCCCGCGGGGGCGGCUGCGGGUGCGGCUGCCGUGCCAGGUGAGCGUCCGCCCCCUGGACCCGCAGCGCUGCCCGGGCGCGGACCGGGUGCUGGUGGCCGUGAGCGGCGGCAGCCCCGGGCGCGGCGGGCGGGAGCGGGAGCCGGUGCGGGUGGAGCACGACGAGGCGCUGGGACAGGUGGCGAUUGUGGCGGACGGCGUGGACAGCAAGACCGCCGUGGACGUCCGGACGCCGGUGAAGUUCGAUUUGGAUAUCAAAACAUCAGGAACUGGCUGCGUGAAGAUUCAGAAAAUAGAAUGUGAUAGCUGCAAAAUAGAAACAGAGAAGGGGACUAGUGUCUUGCAGUCAAUAAAGAGCCAUAAAAUUGAUAUACGGACAAACGGUGGCAAAGUAAUCGGUCUUGGAACACUUUAUGGAAAUACAGAUAUUUGUGCAACAGAAAAGGGGAGUGUAAAUAUAGAGAAGCUGCAGGGGACAACCAUCAGUAUAUCUACUGAAGAUGGGCUGCUGAAAACAAAGUAUCUCUAUGCAGAAUCAGCAUCUCUCUCUUCAGAAUCUGGUGAUAUUAUGCUGGGAAGUGUUCAUGGUAAUACCAACCUUCAGACCAAAACAGGGAGUAUCACAGUAGAUUCAUCAGAUGGAAGUCUAAAAGCUUCUACGUAUCAUGGGACAAUUGAUGUUUAUGUCAGUCAAUUAAGAAAAGUGGAUCUGAAAUCCCAGAAAGGUUCAAUUACAGUCAAGGUACCUGCGUCUCUCAAAGCUUAUUUAGAGCUGUCUGGAAGAAAAGUGGAUGUGAGCUCGGAGAUCCAGUUAAAAGAAACACAGAGUGCCUCCAAAGACGAUCAUGUAACUCUAAGUGGUCACAUGAAUCAAAGGGAUGAAACAGACAAAUGGAUUAAGGCUGACACACAAAAUGGCAAAGUGUGUCUUAAAAGCCAAAGCUGGAUCCAAUCUGUCAAGCUGAAGAGUUCUUGAAGGAUUCCCCAGGAGGUAUAAUUGCCCCUGGCUAAUGGAUUUCAAGAGUCAAGGGCAGCACGUCUACUGUAAUUCAGAAUGGUUAAAAACUCCACUUCCUGUUUACUGUUGUGUAUACUGUUUGUUGAGAUGAGGUGGGCACUGAUGCAUAUGACAAAUUAUGUGUAUUUUUAAUAUAAACACUAAUAUAUAAAACAUUUCUAAUAGUAUUACUAAAGGUAUUACAAUAUUAUUAGAUAUGAGUUACUAUACUUUUAAAAGUCACAAAAUUAAUAAAUUAUAAUUGUUUUGGAUAUCCAAAAAAAUGGUUGAAAGUAAUGAUUUCUAUGCCCUGCUGCAGCCAAAGUGCAAAAAACACCUCAAGAUUCACACCACGUGAAAACAUCAAAAUAUUCUAGUAGGUACUUCACAAGAUUGAAUCCUUUUAAUGGUCCCAUUAUUCACCUGAAAUACAAAGCCUGUCAGCCACUGAGAUUAAGGUUGUGGUUUUUGGGACUGUUGCAUCAGCAAUUUAAGGCAGAACACACUAAGAAAACAUGUUAUUUGUUCCAUAUUCAAAAGAAAGCAAACUCAGGCUUUGAAUUCAUUAAUUUUCUAAAUGUAGCAGGAAUUAAAUGUCAGGAUUGUUAGUUACUUGUUUAAAGUUUAAAUCAGCCAGAAGAAAAAUUGUGCUACCUCUAAAGCUACUGAUUAUAUUCAUGCCAAGCUAAUACAUGUUGAGACCAGGUAGAAUCUUAAUAUAAAGGUCAACAAUGAGAUGAAGGACAAAUUCUUGGGAGUUUCCCCAGAGGCAUUGAGCAAUGUCUUGUUCCACUACAAUGAGGUUAAACUGUAUUUUUCUCUAGACAAGGGAAGAUCAGUAGGUUAUCAGCAAUUAGAAUUUGAAUGGCAAAUCCCUUGUGUGCUCAUAUAUCUUUUCUGUCUGUUUGAUAAGAAGACAUUCUUGUAACUGUAGCAUUUAUACUUUAACACUUUUUUCAUCUGUGCUCCCUUUAAUUUGGUUCUUCUGCUC
Messenger RNA from Poecile atricapillus (Black-capped chickadee), 2236 nucleotides. RefSeq names its product protein FAM185A-like. The record is from RefSeq and is a predicted model, not a curated record. NCBI's taxonomy places the organism in Eukaryota, Metazoa, Chordata, Aves, Passeriformes, Paridae. The transcript is spliced from 9 exons. Bases 124 to 1224 code for a protein of 366 amino acids.